GCUGUGAUGAUCAAAAUGUCAUUUAAUUUAAUUACUUGUGCAUGGUUAAUUAUUUUUGGUGUUCUAACGAAUCUCUCUCAUGGCGAACUUAAAUUUUAUGAGGAUGCAGUUCGAGAAGCGCCACAAGAUAUUACUGCUUUAAAACAGAUCGCUGAAUACAUUACAAAUCAACAUCUUAAGCAACAUAUGCUGUAUCAUUCAUAUCUACUACCACUUCUUAUCUCACAGAUUCACAAGAAAUAUCACUUGGAUCUUAGCAAUCAGGAAAAGCAUGAAAUUUUUAAAUUGUUAAAAGGAAAAUUUCAUUUGGAUGAUAGAUUGAGAGAACAAAAAUUAGUCCCCGGGGAUUACAUCACCCAGAUUCAACGUAUUGAUCGAAAACUGACUUUGCCUAAAAACGAUUAUAAUCUUUUAUACUAUGGUUUUAAUCCAUUGUUUAAGAGUUCUAAAGAUUACUUUGAUACUAAACUAUCUUAUGAAGAUAAUAAAAUAAUAAAAGAAAAUCGAAAGUACAGGAAUAUAGAUAUUGGAUAUUUGCAAGAAAAAAGACAAUCUCUGUACAAUGCAGAGAUCGAAGAUAAUGCUGUCAAAGAUAUAAUAGCUAAUUUUUUAAAAAAAAAUCUGAUGUUAAGUAAUAGACAAAUAAUAGAAAAAAAUAAAGACUUAAUAUCAUCAUUUGCACAAAUACCUAAAUUCACAUAUUUUUUUGAUGAUCCAAAUUUGAAAGAAAAAUAUCCAUUUAUUCAACCUAAUGAUCCUAGAUAUUAUGAAAAUACCAUUUUUUCUCUUGAUACUAAAAAGAAUGAGGGAGAUGAAGAGCUAACAGUUGAUCCCAUAAGUAGCAAAGAAAAUAUAUUACUUGAACAAACUACAGAAAAACAAUUAACAGAUGUAGAAAUCGAUAAGUAUGAUGCAGUAAGAAAUGUUACUGUAGGAACGUUAAUGGAAGCAGAAAAAUCUGAAAAAAAUCGUCCUUUUAUUGUUUCAAUUGCUCAAGAUUUAAAUAAUGAUAUAUAUUUUAUUGCUGUUAUUGCUGGUUGCAGUGCAGCAGCAAUGUUCAUUUGUGUAUUAAUCAGUUUAACAUGGUGCAGAUUGCAACGUGGAGCAAAAGCAGCUGCCGAUAUAGAAUAUCCAGCUUAUGGUGUAACAGGUCCAAAUAAGGAUAUAUCACCUUCUGAAGAUCAAAGACUGGCUCAAUCAGCACAAAUGUAUCAUUUUCAACAUCAGAAACAACAGAUUAUUGCUAUGGAAAAUCGUACUUCUACAACUAGAGAUCCAGGGUCUUUAUCCGAAGCAGAAAGUGACGAAGAAAAUGAAGAAGGCGAUUACACUGUUUAUGAAUGUCCUGGUUUAGCUGCGACUAGUGAAAUGGAGGUAAAAAACCCUUUAUUUCAUGAUGAUCCAACUCCAGCUACACCAGCACAUAUUAAUAAAGAAGAGGACCAUAUGUAGUUUCAGUAAAUUGCAGCCAAAUUUACUUUUAAAAUUUUCCGUGGUACUUAGCUCAUUGUUAAUGUACCAUACUAAAAAUAACUAUCUAUAUUAAAAGUAUAGAAUUUUAUUAUUAUUA
Molecule: messenger RNA, 1570 nt
Organism: Vespula pensylvanica (western yellowjacket)
Lineage: Eukaryota; Metazoa; Arthropoda; Insecta; Hymenoptera; Vespidae
Exons: 7
Coding region: 7-1452 (481 amino acids)
Cellular component (GO): membrane
Source: RefSeq, a predicted model, not a curated record